AUGGCUAUAUCGCAGGUCUCUGCUCAGACGGCGGCCAUGCCACGGCAAAGUUCAGCCGAGGACCGGGAUCCAUCAACGCAGCAGCAGCUUGUCGAGGCCGCUGUUGCCAGCUCUGAAUCCGAGAUUAAGCUGCCGCGUAUGGAGCUCUUCAAGCGCUAUCGACCUGCCGUCAUUUACUCUGCGCUUUUAUCUAUGGCUCUUAUCAUGGAGGGCAUGGAUGUCGGUCUCAUCAACAACUUUUUCGCCCAUCCGGCCUACCGUCGAAGGUUCGGCAACGAUUUCAAUGUGAAGGGUGAACUGGUUAUUUCUACCCAAUGGCAGACUAUCAUCGGUGCUGGUAACAACAUUGGCUCCAUUAUCGGUCUCCUGAUCAACGGUUGGCUCCAAUCUCGCUACGGUUCUCGCAGGGUAUACUUAGGUGCAAUGGUGCUCAUGGCAGGCACUAUCUUCAUUCUUUUUUUCGCGCAAAAUGUCGAGAUGCUUCUUGUCGGCAACAUCAUGUGUGGUAUCCCGUGGGGUAUCUUCCAGACCCUUACUACCGCCUACGCCGCCGAAAUUAGCCCCACCGCGAUGCGUGGCUACCUGACCGCGUGGGUCUCUAUGUGCUGGGGUGCUGGCUCCUUCUUAGCCGCUGGAGUGCUCAAGGGCACUAUCGACAUUCAGGGCAACGCUGGCUGGCAGAUCCCCUACGGUCUCCAGUGGAUGUGGAUCCCCCCUCUAUUUCUCGUUGCCUGGUUCGCGCCCGAGUCUCCCUGGUAUCUCAUCCGCCGCGGCAAGAUUGAUGAGGCUGAGAAGAGCCUGCGCCGCUUAGCUCGCCCAGGGCACUACACUGAGCAGUCAAUGCGCGAGACCUUAGCCCUCAUGCAGCAUACCAACGAAAUGGAGAAGGUAGAUGCCCAGAAUGCUAGUUAUGCUGACUGCUUUCGCGGCGAGAACAGGCGACGCACGGCAAUCGUCAGUAUGGCCUGGAUUAUUCAGAUCUUCAACGGCCAGUCCAUAACCAACUUUGCCGCAACAAUGCUCCGUGCCAUCGGUAUGAGCGCUUCCAAUGCCUUCAGCUAUACCAUGGGUAUUCAGUCAGUUAAUAUUUUCGCCACGGGUAUCGCCAUUGCUCUUAUGGGUUCAGUCGGCCGUCGCACAUUCUACCUUUACGGCUCAGCCUCUAUCGGCUUCUUCAUGCUUAUCGUUGGUAUCCUGGGCUUUGCCAUAAAAUCAGCCUCUGACGUUGCUAUCCCUGUUGCCGUCUUUCUCAUCUUUGUCCAAAUUGCUUUCAAGAUCUCUCUCGGCCCGACGACCUACGUUAUUGCUGGCGAGAUACCCUCGUCUCGAGUUCGUGCCCAGACUAUCGUCAUUGGGCGCUCCCUCUACGUCUGUGGCCAGGUUGUCGUACAGCAACUCAACCCCCGCAUGCUCAAUGAUGACCCUACCGCAUGGAACUGGGGUGCAAAAACUGGCAUGUUCUAUUUCGGCUUUUGCCUGCUCUGGGUAAUCUGGAUCUUCUUCUUCCUUCCUGAGACCAAGGAUCGAAGCUUUGCCGAGAUCGAUUACCUUUUCGCGAAGAAGACGCCUGCCCGCAAGUUCCGCAAUGCGCCAGUCGACUUAUUCGAAAUCAAUCCAGAGUACAAAUCUCAAGAAAAGUCUAGCGAGUUUGAAGGACGCGUCCAACAUAUCGAUGUUGUUAGCGAUGCGAAGCAUGCUGCUUGA
Molecule: messenger RNA, 1704 nt
Organism: Bipolaris victoriae FI3
Lineage: Eukaryota; Fungi; Ascomycota; Dothideomycetes; Pleosporales; Pleosporaceae
Exons: 3
Coding region: 1-1704 (567 amino acids)
Biological process (GO): carbohydrate transport; transmembrane transport
Cellular component (GO): membrane
Molecular function (GO): carbohydrate:proton symporter activity
Source: RefSeq, a predicted model, not a curated record